Messenger RNA from Hibiscus syriacus, 1683 nucleotides. RefSeq names its product DUF21 domain-containing protein At4g14240-like. The record is from RefSeq and is a predicted model, not a curated record. NCBI's taxonomy places the organism in Eukaryota, Viridiplantae, Streptophyta, Magnoliopsida, Malvales, Malvaceae. The transcript is spliced from 13 exons. The coding region runs from base 61 to 1491 and encodes 476 amino acids. Gene Ontology annotation, biological process: magnesium ion homeostasis. Gene Ontology annotation, cellular component: intracellular membrane-bounded organelle.
UUCAUUUGUUUCUCCCUUUAUCUGCCUUGGAUUUCCCCGUGAUUGAAACACAGAUCCACGAUGCAUCCGUUAAAUUCGGUGUUGGUGGCGAGGAUGCUGUCGAACAUGGCGGCGGCGGCUUCAUCCGUCGACGGAUUGGAAUCCAUCGGAGGAGUGGUGCCGUUCGGGACUCUAUGGUGGUUCAUAUACGCCGGCUGCUCUUGCUUCUUCGUCCUCUUCGCCGGGAUGAUGUCGGGCCUUACUCUCGGACUCAUGUCCCUUGGUCUCGUCGAACUCGAGAUUCUUCAACGCAGCGGCACUCCCACUGAGAAAAAGCAAGCUGCUGCUAUUUUGCCUGUGGUUCAAAAACAACAUCAGCUUUUGGUGACCUUGCUUCUUUGCAAUGCUGUUGCUAUGGAAGCCCUUCCCAUAUAUCUGGAUAAGAUUUUCAAUGAGUAUCUUGCUAUCAUACUUUCUGUGACUUUUGUUCUACUUUUUGGUGAGGUUAUACCACAAGCAGUUUGCACAAGAUAUGGGCUUGCUAUUGGUGCAAAUUUAUCAGGAGUGGUGCGGCUCUUAAUGUUAAUUUGCUAUCCAAUAGCUUAUCCCGUUGGAAAGAUUCUGGAUUGGAUGCUGGGGCAUAAUGAUGCACUAUUUAGGCGGGCUCAACUAAAAGCUCUUGUCUCCAUCCACAGCCAGGAGGCUGGCAAGGGAGGUGAACUCACUCAUGACGAAACUACGAUUAUUAGUGGAGCACUAGAUUUGACUGAAAAGACCGCAGAGGAGGCUAUGACACCUAUAGAAUCAACUUUCUCUUUAGAUGUCAAUUCAAAGUUGGACUGGGAGGCAAUGGGUAAGGUUCUUGCACGAGGUCAUAGCCGAGUCCCUGUCUACUCGGGGAAUCCAAAAAACAUUAUUGGACUUCUGCUGGUGAAAAGCCUUCUAACUGUACGCCCUGAAACCGAGACACCUGUCAGUGCUGUUUCCAUCCGGAGAAUUCCAAGAGUUCCAGCUGAUAUGCCUUUGUAUGACAUACUGAAUGAGUUUCAAAAGGGCAGCAGUCAUAUGGCAGCUGUUGUCAAGGUUAAAGGAAAAGUUAAGAAUCCUCCUGCAACAGCUGAUGGAGCAAAAGCUGAAGAAAAUGGAGUCUCCAAUGCAGAGCCCCAACUCACUACUCCGCUGCUACCUAAGCAGGAUGAGAAGCCGGACAGCAUAACUGUCGACAUCGACAAGUAUUCUUCAAAGGCUCCCUUGAAGAUAUUGACGUCAGAGGAUAUUGACGAAGGCGAAGUGAUUGGUAUUAUCACCUUAGAAGAUGUUUUUGAAGAACUCCUACAGGAGGAGAUUGUGGAUGAAACAGAUGAAUAUGUUGAUGUGCAUAAAAGAAUCCGUGUUGCCGCAGCGGCUGCCGCUUCAUCAGUGGCAAGGGCACCAUCAAUCAGGAGGCUAACUAGUUAUCAAAAGGGAGCGGUCAACUCCCCCAGGGUUACACUAGCUGACCACAAGAGCUGAAACAAAAACAUUAUUUAUAUCUGCAAUCGUGAAGGAACCGAUUCCCAGAAAACCAGAGGUAAGAGUUUUGUUUUUCUUUUGGUUUCUAAGCUGCAAGGGGUGGAAAAAGGAACAUUGAGUUGGUCCCUAUGUCUCAAUAAAUUUUCUUGUGCUUAAUGUGUUAUCUAAAUCUACGUGCAUGGCACUGAAAAA